Molecule: messenger RNA, 1392 nt
Organism: Rhea pennata
Lineage: Eukaryota; Metazoa; Chordata; Aves; Rheiformes; Rheidae
Product: proline-rich protein 12-like
Exons: 2
Coding region: 64-1125 (353 amino acids)
Source: RefSeq, a predicted model, not a curated record
GUGUGUGUGCGUGCGCGUCCCCCCUCCCCGCCCCGUCUGUCUCCCCGCCGGGGUCCCAGCGGGAUGCGCGGGGCGCUGCUGCCCUCUCCCGGGUUGCACCCGCACUGCGCGCCCCGCCUGCCUGCGCCCCCGCCGCGUUGGGGGGGAGGGGGAAGGGUGCCCCCACCCCCCGGUGACCCCCCCCCCACCCUCAGCGUGCAGGGCGGGCAAGCCCCCCCCCCUCCUCCCACCGCCACCGUGUACGAGGUGGCCUCCCCGACGCGCUCCCCUGGAUCUUUGGCCCGUCACCCGCCUCAGCACCCACGGGUGGGAGCACCCUCACCCGCCCUGGGAACCCACGCAGCAGCUCCCCCCCCUCCCCUUUAUUAUUUUUAUUUUUUUCCUGGCUGGGGCCUGGCGGCCCUGGAAAGUUCCCUGCUGUUUGGUAUCCAAGUAACACCCGGCUCCUCUGAGAUCGGAGCUCCGGAGGGGGGGAAUGCCAAUUCGCAGGGCUCGCCUCUCGGCCGCGUCCCCAGCAGCGCGUGGGGCUGCGGGGAGGGCGGCAGCGGCCGGGGGCGCCCCGAACGCCGGUGGGAAGCCGCCCCCGGGCGCCUCGCAGGCACCGCGGCCUCCCUCCUCGUGGCUCCGCGACCCUCCCAAGCAUCUCUCCAGCACCUUCCCUCCAAGGCUCGCAAACCGUUCUGCCAAAGUGAACGUUCCCGGAGCUGGCAGCGAGGAGUAAAUCCGGCUUUCCGGGUGCUGGGACAGGCUGGGGGUCAAGGCAGAGAGCACCGUGCGGCAGGGACUGCCGCCAGCCUUCGCGUCACGCCGCCUCGCAUCCGAAACGGGAGCAGCCGGCUCCGGCCCCCGCCGCGACGGGAUCCGUGCACCCGGGCGGGAUCAGCAGGCUUGGAUCGGGUACCGGAGGGACUCGGCGCUCCCAGACGAGGAUCGGGACCCGUCUGCAUCGCUUCCAGACUCCUGGAAACUGUACAAAGAGGAGGCCUGCACUCCAGCCCGGUCAGCAGAGGAAUCUGCACACGCAGACAGGAUCGCUGCAAUUGCUGUUGGCUGAGUGAGCAACUUUGCAGGCUUCCUCAUCCCCUCGCCCUGAAUGUCAGCUUUGAAUUUUCUUGCUAUUUUUAGGAACGGUUCAAAAACGACGAGGAUCCCACCGUUCUCGCCUUGCAGGGCUUUGCACCGUAUGAAUAUUGCAAACCUAUAUAUUGAUGUAUCAGCCACGCGUGUGCGCGUGCACUGGGGGAGCAGGACGGAGGGAAGGGUCAGAUGUCUUGCACGCACAGGGAGAAAAGGAGGUCGUACAGAAAACAUUACAUUGCAAGCAGGAUGGGUUUAAAUGUAAAAGAUUUAUUAAUUUAAUCCAAAGCAUUAAAAGGUCAUGUAUUAAUCAAA